AUGCACUUCACUACUCAAGCCCUUGUUGCUCUGCUCGGUGCCUCUCUGGCCUUGGCUGCCCCAACUCAGGCAUCUGAUUACAAAGAGAGCUGCAAGAAGGAGUUUGACAAGGUGUGGAACUCACACGAUGACAAGUGGUGGAAGAAGGAGAAGACCUUCUACUUUGACACUGAGUAUGUCGUAAAGGCCACUCCUGACCAAGUCAUUGCCAACAGCGGCGUUCCUACACCUGGUGAGCACGGUGCACGUGGCCUUUUCAAGUACGGCAUCAAUAUCGCAGAGAACGUAAUCUGCUACAACAUCACCCUCAGCGGCGUGACUGGCCAAUAUCAAAGCCCAGCAAUAACCGCGACACACAUCCAUGAGGGCGUUAAGGGCAAGCCCGGCCCACCCCGCCUGGCCUUCCCUAACCCAACUAGUCCCGACUACCGUUGCAAUUCUGUUGGAUGCUUGAAAGGCCCCCUCUUCGUCAACGUGACCAACUCAGCGACCGGUAAAGAUCAAGCCGAUGGCUUUCACGUCUCUCAGAUUGUUAAGGACCCCAAGAGUUUCUUUACCGAUUCGCAUACCUCCAUGUUUAUUGCUGGUGCUGUUCGCGGGCAGCUUCCUGGCUACUAA
Molecule: messenger RNA, 618 nt
Organism: Bipolaris maydis ATCC 48331
Lineage: Eukaryota; Fungi; Ascomycota; Dothideomycetes; Pleosporales; Pleosporaceae
Source: RefSeq, a predicted model, not a curated record